AUGCAACAAGAAAAAAUAGUCUUUCUCUCUCUUUUCUGUUAUCCCUCCCUUUCUACUCUCCCUAUCACCUUCUUCCUCAAGCUAUCUAAAUUACAAAAGAGAGGAAUCCGGAACCAGCACAGCGCGCCGGAGUACAACAGCAGCAGCAUAAAGAAAGCUAGAUUAGAAUCAACUUUGGCGGCGCUUCUCGGCGAUUCGAUUCUUUUCGACGUGCCCAAGAAGCUUUCUCUUUCCGAUGUGGACACUCUCAUCUGCUUGGAGCUUGGCAGCGCCAUGCGCAUCACAAUCCUCAAAUUAGACGGCACAUCCUUUGAGGUCUUGUUGAUGAAUUCUGCAACCGUGAAGGACUUGAAAUUGACGAUUAAUAAGAAGGUGAAUGAUGCGGAGGAGUCGAGCAUGGGUCAUCGGCAUAUUUCUUGGAAGCAUGUGUGGGCAAACUUCUGCCUUUCAUGCCACAACGAGAAGCUACUCGAUGACAAUGCUUCACUUCACGAUUACGGCCUGAGGAACAAUUCUCAAGUACAACUUGUUCCAUAUGUUGUCUCAAGAGCUUCCCGGAAGCACACUAAGAGCAGAAAACAUCGUUUCUUUCAUGGUCUAAACAGGAAAUCUUGA
Molecule: messenger RNA, 615 nt
Organism: Striga hermonthica
Lineage: Eukaryota; Viridiplantae; Streptophyta; Magnoliopsida; Lamiales; Orobanchaceae
Source: the annotation of a GenBank genome assembly